AUGGUUUUACAUAAGUCAUUUGCAUUGGUUACGCAGCUAAGCGCUUUGUUGUUCAUACUUUUAGGAUUCUGUGGGAGUGGAAGGUUGUCGUCAGCGUGCAUCGAACCAGAAAGGAUUGGGCUGAUGAAGCUCAAAGCCGCCUUCAAUGUCCCUAACGGGUCCGCAGAUCCGUGGUGGCGUGACGAUAAAGGUGAUUGUUGCAAAUGGGAAGGUGUUUGGUGCAACAACGUCAGCAUGCGGGUGACUAUGCUCCUGCUCAAUGAUACACAAGAUUCUCGCCUAGGCCCGUGGUCUCUUAAUGCCUCCUUAUUCCUCCCUUUUGAGGAACUUGAAGUACUUGACGUGGGCUUCAAUCAGCUAACUGGUUUUACGGAGACGUUGAGAUUGAAGAGAUUGCAAGUGUUAGAAUUGCGUACAAACGAACUAACAGAGGUCCCCUCCUUGCAUGAGUUGCCAUCCUUGAAUGCAUUGUACUUACAAUUCAAUUAUUGCCUGAAGAACCUCUCCCGUCUUGAAGGACUGAAGCUGGAGGUGGUAGAUGUCUCGUUCAAUCAUUUGGCUGGAGAUAGUCUUUCAGCAAUUUGGAGCAUGACAUCCCUUAAAGCCUUGUCGAUAGCUGGCAAUCAAUUGGGAGACUCAAUAUUUCAAGGCUUGUGUCAGUUGAAGGGUCUUGAAGAGUUGGAUGCUUCCUAUAACGAGUUUGUAAGCAGCAUUCCACCAUGCAUUCAGAACAUGACCUCACUCUAUGCAAUCGAUCUUCAUCGUAACCAUUUUGGAGGGAACAUCCCUUCCUCCCUCUUCGCUAAUCUCAAGUCACUGCAAGACGUGUCUCUGUCCGGGAAUGCUUUUGAAGGGUCGUUUUCUCUCGCUGCAUUAACCAACAACUCUAGGCUUGAAGUAUUUGAUCUCGCCAACAAUUACCAUCGUUUGAAUAUCACAACAGAGGAUCCUCUCUAUGCUCCUUCGGCUCAGUUGAAGAUCUUGUGUUUAUCUGACUGUGCACUCAACGAACCUCGUGGUGUCAUCCCUACCUUUCUACGGGACCAACACGAGCUAAGACUUCUUGAUCUCAGCCAUAACAACAUGAGCGGAGCUUUUCCAUCUUGGUUAUUAGAGAACAACACAAAACUAGAGGCCUUAAAGCUUUCAAAUAAUGCCUUCUCCGGAAGUUUUAGUUUCAACUCCUCCACUGCAAGCAAUGUUGACAUACAGUUGAUUGAUGUGUCGUCAAAUUUUAUAGAUGGAGAACAUCCCAUUUCUAUCGGUUCCUCCUUUCCAAAUUCAGCUUUCAUCAACAUGUCCAGAAAUCUUAUUCGUGGGGGAAUCCCUUCUUCUCUGGGCGACAUGAGGUUGUUGUCUUGCCUAGACUUGUCAAAUAAUGAUUUCAUCGGAGAGCUGCCAGAGUCAUUACUCUGCAAGUGUCAACAUCUCGAGGUUCUAAAGUUGUCGAAGAAUAAUUUGCUAGGUUCAGUACUUCCAAGAACGGCCAACUUGACAAAGUUAUAUACUGUGUCUUUGGAGAACAACCGAUUCUCGGGAGCGAUUUCUCCCGGGUUGCUUAACAGCCCCGGCUUACAUUUUCUGGACGUAAGCAGCAACUUUAUGUCAGGGACAGUUCCUAGUUGGAUCGGAGACUUUGAAAGCUUGAAGAAUCUUAUGUUGACGGAUAAUUCCCUGGAAGGUCGUUUGCCAUUGAGCUUUUGCAAAUUAAAGCUAAAGUUCCUGUGCCUUGCUGCUAAUGAUUUUGGUCCCACGAUACCUUCAUGUGACCUUUUCCACAGUUUCUACGGGACGCCUCAUCGAUAG
Molecule: messenger RNA, 1806 nt
Organism: Punica granatum (pomegranate)
Lineage: Eukaryota; Viridiplantae; Streptophyta; Magnoliopsida; Myrtales; Lythraceae
Source: RefSeq, a predicted model, not a curated record